GUUUCAAUUAGAGAGCCAAAUAUAUAUAUUCAUAAAGGAAUUAAGCUACACCCCUUGCUUUGCUCCCCUCUGGCCAAUAAAGAAAUUAUCUAAACCUUCCCAAACUAGUUGCUAUUAAGAGCACUGAUGAGCUAAUUAAGCCUCAACAGAAUGGCUGUCCUUGCUUCCUGUUGGCUGAUCAUUGAAUCUAUUGUCAUCCCAGAUGGAUUUGUGAAGUGGUUUUAUUUGAGCUUCUAUAUCCAUCCCAUUUUUCUUUUUGUAUGCCAUAUUUUUCUUUGGCUCAAAUUGAUACUUAAAUGUCUUUCAGUUGUCUUCUUUUAUCCUCUUAAAAUCACUAGUUGUGUUUGUUUAUAUGUUUUUAAAGUUUUCAAAGAUUUUGUCAUUUAUGUUUUUUCAUUCACUAGAUUGACCAAUACUGAAGCCAGCAGAGAAGAGGCAGAGAAUUAUACACUUGUACAAAACUGUAUCAGAAACCAAAUUGUUACCUCCUAUGGUAUAGCAUCAAUAUCAUGUCAGCUAAAAGUACUCCAACUUCAGAAAUAUUAUGUGCGUGAAGAGGAGACUCAAGUUUCAUGCGAGGAUGAACAUAUGGAAGAGGAAAACAUGUUUUUUGAUGAAGGCAAAGGCAUGAUUGAUGAUUCCUCUUCUAUUUGUAGCACUGAAUCAUCAUCCUUUCUUAAUCCUUACAAAGCAGGGAGUUUCGUUCACUGGGAACUCCUAAAUUGCGCUGAAGCAUUCACAAAAGAUGCUAAUUUAAAUGAGUGCAUACCAUCAAUUUGUAGCUCCAAUUCGUCUGCAGACGAAAAUCUUGACACGAACGAAUAUUCAUCAUUGUUUUUCAGCUCUAAUAAAGCACCUGAAGAUCAAGACAUUAAUGAAUAUUCAAGAUCUAUUUGCAGCUUUAACUUACCAGCAGUGGUGGAACGAGAGGAACCUAAUGGACUUGAGGACCAAGAUUUAGACGCAUUCUACAGCAAGUACAUCCAAAUAAUGGGAUGGUUCGAUGUCCUCAACUACGAUCGCACAUGUGGAAUUAGUGCAAUCCUGAGCAAGCAAGUAAUAGGGACUCCAAAUUCUUUUGAGAGCGUUGAGCCUGUGGAUUUCUCAGUCUUCCCUUAUAUGUCAUUGAGCAAAACAGUCAGAAAGAGGCUGCUAAGAAGUUUAGAAAGCGAUUUCGAGCUGGUUUAUGUGGCUCAGUCGUGCCUGUCAUGGGAAGCUCUCCACCAUCAAUACAUAAAAGUUGAAGCUCUUGCCAACUCUAGCUCUCAAAAUGGGUUAUUUUCUGAUAAUGUGGCGGGAGAAUUCCAGAAGUUCCAAGUGCUUUUGGAGAGAUUUAUGGAAGAUGAAAGGUGUGAAGGCAAAAGGGUUUGGAAUUAUGUUAGAGGAAGGUUUUCCCGCAAGAGCCUUCUCCAAGUCCCUAAGGUUUCAGGAUUGUUUGAACAGGAAAUGGAAAAAGAAGCCAUAGACGUUAAAGAAGUUUUGAAGGCCAUAGAGAGGUGCAUAGAGGCCUUUUGGACCUUUGUCAAAACAGACAGCAAAAAGCCUUGGUGGAAAUUGAGAAGUUCCUUAUGGACUUGUCCACCUGUUGAGGACCCUAGAGAUUUGAAACUAUUAGCUGAUCUCACUAGGACACUCCAUAAGAAGGAACUAUGGUUAAAAGAUUCAGAAGGGAAGCAAAGGUGCUGGUUCAGGAGAGUGGUAAAGCCUGAUAUAGAGGAGUCCCAAAGAAAGGAGAUGCUGUUCACAAUGAUAUAUAUAAAGUUGAUAUCAAGAGUGCUCCAAUUGCCAGUGCUCUCCUCUGCCCAGCUCAAUUGGUGCCAAGAAAAGCUCGACAACAUUCAGUUCCAAGAAGGGAAGAUUGUCAGGGCUUCCUCCUCGGGCCUCUUAUUUCCUCCUUGACAUUUUUCUGCAAGUGGAACAAAAAUAUAUGUAUAUAUUAUAAAAUUAAUUAGCUAAAUUAGUUCAAGUACUAUGCUUAUAGCUUGUAAACAUGUGUGCCAUGAAACAUAUUAGAAUAAUAGUUAAAUACUUUAGAUAAAUAGUUGAAUACUUAAAUACUAUGUUUAUAGCUUGUAAACUAAUAUAUUAUAAGAUGUGAGUUCAGUUAUUCGGCUCAUUGAAAGUUCAUUGGGUUAACAAGUGAAAAGAUUGUAGUAAGGAAUUUCUCUCUCUUGUUUUAGGAGAGAAUCUCGAGUCGUUUGCUUGUCUAGGUUUUCUCGAUACCGUCGAGACGCUCAGGAGAAGCUGUUGUUGCUUAUCUUUCUGGCCAGACUUAGGGCGGCUCUCUCUCAUCCGGGCUCAGUGUAUAUAGUUUUUUGCUUUGUGGUUUUUGCAGGGGCGGUAAAAAAUGUGAGAGUAAUCUUUGCAAUCCUGUGUAUGAUUUAUUGUUGGUUGUGUUGGGGCUUGCUGUUAAGCUGGCUGGGUGAAGGUUGGGAGGUGUUGUUUGGUGCUGGGUCUGCUGUAAGCGACAAGAGGUCUCUUCUUGCUAUGGUUGUUUCGCAUAUCCGGGAUUUGCUUCUACACCACGGCUAUAAAGGUCAUCCCGAUGGCUUAUGAUGGUUAAAAAGCAAUGCGAUAACACCCUUUUGUAGUGGCAGAGUUAAGCAAAGUUUUGUGGAGAAAUAGUGAUUAGUGCAUAUGGUGAAAGGCUAUGCUGUGAUGUGAAUGUUGGGUUGCUCCGUGUGAAGUCGAUGAUGACUAGGCUUCGAUCUCUAGCUCAAAUUUUCUGCCAGUGGCAGCUGUGGCGAAAGGCGACGGUGAAUCUUUGUUUAAACUCUCUUCUGCUUUUUUUGGAUUUCUAGGAAGGGAACGAGUUGAUUUGUGAGUAUUGAUUUGGUUGGAUUUGAAUUCAUUAGACUUAAUCGA
Messenger RNA from Hevea brasiliensis (rubber tree), 2865 nucleotides. RefSeq lists its product as uncharacterized. Lineage: Eukaryota; Viridiplantae; Streptophyta; Magnoliopsida; Malpighiales; Euphorbiaceae. The transcript has 4 exons. The record is from RefSeq and is a predicted model, not a curated record. The coding region runs from base 151 to 1899 and encodes 582 amino acids.